Messenger RNA from Rhincodon typus (whale shark), 2897 nucleotides. RefSeq names its product antagonist of mitotic exit network 1 homolog (S. cerevisiae) (gene amn1). The coding region runs from base 60 to 830 and encodes 256 amino acids. The transcript has 7 exons. Gene Ontology annotation, molecular function: protein binding. NCBI's taxonomy places the organism in Eukaryota, Metazoa, Chordata, Chondrichthyes, Orectolobiformes, Rhincodontidae. Gene Ontology annotation, cellular component: SCF ubiquitin ligase complex. The record is from RefSeq and is a predicted model, not a curated record. Gene Ontology annotation, biological process: SCF-dependent proteasomal ubiquitin-dependent protein catabolic process.
CCGUUCCCAUACUGCCCCGGGUGUGUUGUUAUUGUGACUGAGGAGCUGCCUGCUGAGGGAUGGAUGCUGCUUUCCGCUUCUCACUGCUCGACCUAUGCAUUUACUCUCUGGUCAAGUCACUUUCUCGGUAUUCUGAUGAUCUACCAACUUUACCACCAAAUCUAAAAGACAAGUUGAUUAAAAUCAUGAGCUCACAUGGGAUUAUUACAGAUGAAAAUAUGCAUCAGGUUUUGCACCCAGGACUCCAGAAACUGGAUCUCAGUGCCUGUGACAUUACAGAUCAUGGAUUAAUCAUGCUUCAGAUCUGCACCCAACUAAGGGAAAUUAACUUGAAUUCGAGUGACUGCAAACUGUCUAUAACUUCUGAAGGAUUAAAGGUGAUUGCUUCAUCUUGUCCCUACUUGUCAGAAGUGUGUCUUCGAAGAUGCCGGAAUGUUUCAGAUGAAGGAAUUGUCGCCCUUGCACAACAAUGUAGACUGUUACAAGUAGUGAACAUUAGUGGCUGCUUGGGGGUUACAGAUGCCAGUUUACAUGCCCUGGGGAAGAACUGCAAGUUUUUGUAUAGCGUCGAUUUUUCAGCUACCAAGGUUUCAGAUGCAGGCGUUAUUGGAUUGGUGAAUGGAGUGUGUUCCCAUAACUUAAAAGAGAUUCAUAUGGAUCGCUGUGUGAAUCUAACUGAUGAAGCAGUGGAAAGUGUGCUAAUUUUCUGCCCCCACGUUUUCAUACUACUUUUUCACGGCUGCCCACUUAUCACAGAUCGUUCAAGAGAAGCUCUGCAACAGUUAGCCUGCCCUAAUCAAAUGAAGCAAGUAACGUGGACCGUUUACUGAAUUAACUUUAUUUCCACCAUUUAAUAUUUGUUAAUUAAACAAUGUUCUGUAACUUUCGUAUAAUAGCAACAACUGCUCUGAGCAUUUAAUAGUAAAAUUUAUGUGACCAAGUAAUUAUCAAUUAAAUGUUUAAUUUAAUUCAAUCUAAUUACUGAGAACAGUAUAGAAUCUUUGUAUAUGUGCAGUGUAGCACAUGGUAAUAUAUAUUAGUACCGUUCCUAUUAUGUUGUGCUGUGACGUACAAAUAAAUGUUGGUACAAAUGAAUUUGUGUCAGUGGCUGGGUUCGACUGAUUAAUGAUUUGCUUUAAGAGCUAGGAAGGGUACAGCAGUAUAUUUAGUAUGGUCCUGAAUAAGCAGUUCAAAUCCUACUGCAGUUUCUAAAAAAAAAAGUGGGUAGAAUCAGAAAAGAAAGACCACACCUCGUCUGUCCCACAUGCAACUUAACUAACUCGGUACUGUGACAAAACAUCAUGGAUUUAUAAAGGUAUCCAGGAUUCCCACUGCUGCCCAGUAAUAUCCCAGAUAUAAAAACAAAUUUGCUGGAAAAGCUCAGCAGGUCUGGCAGCAUCUGUGAAGGAAAAAACAGAGUUAACGUUUCGGGUUUGGUGACCCUUCCUCAGAACGUUCUGAGAGGUUCUGAGGAAGGGUCACCGGACCUGAAACUUUAACUCUGUUUUUUCCUUCACAGAUGCUGCCAGACCUACUGAGCUUUUCCAGCAAAUUUGUUUUUGUUCCUGAUUUACAGCAUCCGCAGUUCUUUCGGUUUUAAUUUAAUAUCCCAGUUAUGUCUUACGACAAAAAUCUCCACACGCUGCUGGAUGUCAGUCCAUAAUUCUCCUGUCUGGUGGUCUCGGGAAGCUCAUAUUCUAUGACCUUCUGCAGGCAAUGCUGUGCAGCGUAAUUUGUGAACUGUGAUCUUCCUGGAUCCCCAACCAGAAUCUCUGAUCCGUGAAACUUCUUGUAUUCUGUCAACCAAUUGUGAAGACUGGCAGCAAGUUCUUCAUCAUAAAACAUGUCACCUAAAAGAAUCACAUCCCAUUUUUCUUCCAUCUCUCCAAUUAAACUUUCUAUUGCCACUCGUAGUGGUGGUAUUUUGUUAAGUUCACAGUUCAUUCCUAUAGAGACUGCUGCAACUGUAGAAGAGCAAAAUAAAACAAUGUAAACAAAUAUGACAAAGGUUUGUAAAAUGAUUACCAUUUGAGAGCUUGGGUUCUAAAGAGAAGGAAUACUGUAUCACUUUUUUUUUAUAUAUCGUGCACAUUAAAGGGAAAGAACUGCCUCACAGCAUCAGGGACCUAGGUUCAAUUCCACCCUUGGGUGACUGCCUGUGUGGAGUUUGCACAUUCUCCCCGUGUCUGCGUGGGUUUCCUCCAGGUGCUCCAGUUUCCUCCCUCAGUCCAAAGAUGUUCAGGUUAGGUGGAUUGGCCAUGCUAAAUUGCACGUAAUGUUCAGGGAUGUGUAGAUUAGGUAGGUUAUAGGGCAAUGGGUCUGGGUGGGACACUCUGAGAGUCAGUGUGGAUUUGUUGGGCUAAAGGGCCUGUUUCCACACUCUAGGGAUUCUAGGAUUUUUUGAGUAUGACAGGAACUUUUAGAUUUGUUCAUUCAGGCAUUUCUGUGAAGGUUUGCAGCCUUGGAAUAGAACUCAAAGUUAACAGUUGAAUGUAUUGAAAAAAAAAGAGAAAAUUGUGCUGUUGCUUACGAGCAAUGUCAGAAACAUCCAGAAGACCAGAGAGUUAAUCACUAUAUGUGGGCACUGAAGAAUGGAGGCCAAAGUGCUAAACUAGUGAAAAGACUGGUGAAAAAACUGCUGGAAGUGGAAUUUCUGGAAAACCCUAUAGAUUUGCUUUGAAGGUACUGUGACAUCAGUAUGAAGAAAGCUCCAGCACAAACUCCAGUCAUGCCAACCACACAAGAAUCCUUAGCUAAGGUUUGAGAGUCUGAUGUUGUUGGAGUAAGUUGUGUUGAGUGUUUCUUUUGAUUUAGUCUUAUUGUAAAUGUCAAAAUGUUGUAUAACAGUUUAUGUUUUUCAUUCACAUAAUAAACUUUUAUAUUUUGUUAAAAGUACA